AUGUCGUUGCAAUCGAUAGAGGCCUUCCAGUUCUCGGACAGCGAGCGGCCGUCGGCGGUGGCAAAGCUGCGGCUGCCGCACCCCUACCUGACCACAUACUACGCCGUGGCCUCAGGCAAGACCUGGACCGACAACGGCAACACGCCGCUGCUGCGCGUGCAAGAAGAGGCCAACACGGCCCAAGAACUGCACGACCGCCUACACGACGACAACCUCCUCUUCAGCCUCCCCAAGCAGGACACCGCCGACGCGGACCUGCCCCCUCUCUCCAACAACACCGCCUGGGCGCGCGCCCGCCGCUCACCAUGCGCCGUCUUCACCUGGGAUGAGAGCACCGCGCCGACCUUGGGCCAGCUGUGGCUCGCCAUCUACUUCAUCCUGACCAUCGCGCCCGACCUCGAGACCUUCCGCAUCACCCUGCACGGCGCCGACCACCAGCACCUGGCCGCGGCGCUCACCACCUCCAUGCUCGCCCUCGCGCACCCCGCGCCCACCUCCCCCAGCGCCCCCUUCGCCGAAACCUCGACCGCAUCCGCCAGCGACUCCGAGCCGGGCGCCGGCGAGCUGCUCGUCCUCCGCAGCGCCUUCUGGCAAGGCGCCGGCUCGCCGUUCCCAGGCCGCGCACCCUGGACGCCGACGCCGACGGCCUCCUCGCCGCAGCCGGUGACGGAGCUCUUCACGACGCUGUUCCCGUCGUCCCGCGUGCACACGCGCGCGCCGCAGCGGCCGGCCAAGCCUGCGCCGGGCAGCGUCGUGUACAGCCGCUACAUACCCGCGCUGGACGAGCACUUCUCGCUCAUCGCACUCGACUGGACAAACCCCUCCCACGUCGCGCUCUUCCACACGUGGCAGAACGACCCGCGCGUCGCUGCCGGCUGGAAAGAAACCGGCACUCUCGCCGAGCACACCGCGUACCUGCGCCGGCAGCACGACGACCCGCACACCCUCACCGUCCUCGGCCGCUGGAACGACGUCGCCUUCGCAUACUUCGAGAUCUACUGGGCGGCCGAGGACGCCGUCGGCGCGCACUACGACGCCGGGGCGUACGACCGCGGCCGCCACUCGCUGGUCGGCGACGCAAGGUUCCGCGGCGAGUACAGGGUCGUCGGGUGGUGGCCGUGCGUGAUCCAUUUCUGCUUUUUGGAUGAUGCGCGGACGGGCGCGGUGGUCGGCGAGCCGAUGGCGGCGAAUGCGACGGUUAUGAAGUACGAUUACAUGUUCGGGUUGAAUGUGGAAAGGUAUAUUGACUUCCCGCAUAAGAGGGCGGCGUUGGUGCGGUGUAGUCGCCAGCGGUUCUUUCAUCUGAGCCCGUUUAAUGUGGGAUCGGGUGGCAGGGUCGGGGGGAUUAGUUUGCCGUUCCCGUCGAAGCUGUAA
Lasiodiplodia theobromae is the source of this 1374-nucleotide messenger RNA. RefSeq names its product Aerobactin siderophore biosynthesis protein iucb. Lineage: Eukaryota; Fungi; Ascomycota; Dothideomycetes; Botryosphaeriales; Botryosphaeriaceae. The transcript has a single exon. The record is from RefSeq and is a predicted model, not a curated record. Gene Ontology annotation, biological process: siderophore biosynthetic process. Bases 1 to 1374 code for a protein of 457 amino acids.